Molecule: messenger RNA, 1043 nt
Organism: Dendronephthya gigantea
Lineage: Eukaryota; Metazoa; Cnidaria; Anthozoa; Malacalcyonacea; Nephtheidae
Product: maleylacetoacetate isomerase-like
Exons: 2
Coding region: 116-880 (254 amino acids)
Biological process (GO): L-phenylalanine catabolic process; glutathione metabolic process
Cellular component (GO): cytoplasm
Molecular function (GO): glutathione transferase activity; maleylacetoacetate isomerase activity
Source: RefSeq, a predicted model, not a curated record
UUUCUCUUAAAGAAAACAGAGCGCCACUUCAGUUCACUAUGUAACCAGGUCCUGUGUGUGCAUAGUGCAGUUACCAGCUGCCGUUAGCCAGAUCGAAGUUCUGAUUGGCUAGAGAAUGCAAUUUACUGGCUGUGAAUAUGGUAACGCAUGCGUAAUUAGAUAUGCGUUAGACAAAAAUAUCUUAUUCUUACUUGAGUGGCCUACAGUUUAUUCUCUAUACUGUGUGUUCAAUAUGUCUGGCCAAAAAGAAAGCAUAGUUUUGUAUACAAACCAUGAUAGUUCUCCAACAUGGAGAGUACGUAUCGCUUUGGCACUGAAAGGACUUCAAUUUGAGCGGAAAUAUUUUAGAUUUCAUGAAUCAGUUGAGCCAGCAUAUUAUGAGGUGAACCCGCUUGGUCAAAUACCUGCAGUUGAAAUAGAUGGUGAUAUAAUUACCCAGUCAUUGGCAAUUAUUGAUUACCUUGAUGAGAAAUAUCCACAACCAAAAUUGCUACCAAGUGAUCUGAAGAAGAGGGCGAAAGCUAGAGAGAUUUCUGAGAUUGUUAAUUCAGGGAUACAGCCACCAUGCAACUUUUACUUCUAUCAUUAUGAUGACAACAUUGAUGAGUACACUAAACAGUGUAAAAAUACAGUAGAGAAAGGAUUCGUAGCUAUUGAAAAAAUCCUUGAAAAAGUGGCUGGAAAGUUUUGUAUUGGUAAUGAAAUUACUAUAGCAGAUGUGUGUUUAGCUCCACAAGUGUACCGUGCAAUAGGAUUCGGUGUAAAUAUUGCUCUUUUCCCAAAAAUUAGUGAAAUAUGGAAGCAAUUGUGCACUGUUGAUGCUGUUCGCAGCACCCAUCCUGACAAUGAACCUGACUGUCCAAAGGCUAAAACAAAAUGAACAUAUUUUAAAAAUCUGAAAAAUUAAAUCUUAUUAAAUUUAUUUUGACAGAUUUUAUAGCAUGUGUGCUGGUAAUCACACAAGGGCAGCUGUAAUCGGUGUAAGCUGUAGCGUAUACCCUGCCAUGUAAUUGUAUAUCAUUUGUGCUUAUUGUACUGCAAGU